GGAGACAUGUGGAUUGGCAGCUACACAGGACUCGUGUAACACACCCGAGUGAGGGGGUCGUAUGACUAAGUAACAUCAAAUGAAUACAGGGAAAUCAAUCAAGAAUAACUUGCUAGAGUUCCAGUCAACCGUAACGUAAAGCUGUUAAGAAUGCAGUCAAGUGUGAACAUUUAGACUGGAUGGCCCAACAACUUUUUAUGUUUUCAUUUCAGUAUUCUUUGUAAGACAUUGAGAAAAAAAAAUGCAACCAUUCCUUAACUUAUGACAACUGUGCUUAAUGCCACAGCAGGGGGAAAAUGUGUUUACGGCCACCAUAGUAUUAAUAGAGAUCUACAUUUAAAAACUUUAAUAACUUGAAUAAGCUGGUAAAACGUUCUGAUAGAAAGAAUCGGGAUUUCCCUGAGACAACUCAAUAGUUCCCCCUCAGUGAACGUAAACAAGAUCUAAAACAACUCAGCCAAACGCUAGCGUUGGUGGGGAAGUUAGGCGCAGGGUUUCUUUUAAACAUUUUUGCAGAGAAGGGGCGCAAUUAGGGUGCGCCCCCUGUUGUCCUAAUGAAACAGCCUAAACUGAGGGUAAUGCCGAGGCCUGUGCCAACCAAUCGACCAUCCAGCAAGCUGACCUCACACACCAGCCCACACUGCAGCUAGCGCAGGAACCAGCCCCCACCCGCCCAGCAACUAGAUCUUGAUGUAUGGUUGUGAAAAAAUGACCCGCGUCCACCUCACUGUCCUCGUGGUGGCCAUCUUGGCAAGGGCCGGCUACUCCGUGCUGGACGAGACGCCCCUGAAUGUCGUUCCUUUCGAGGUGGCCGUUCAGGCAGGAGAGAACGUGACGUUCGUCUGUGUGCCCAAGGAGGGCGCGGUCAACCAUAGCGAGCCGGUCAUCUACCACUGGGCCAGGGUCAACCUGAGCAACCCCAACAUCACGCACAAUCUGACCUCGGGUGACAAGUUCAGUGUGGUUAACGAAACCCUUUCCAUCCUGCUCCCCACCAAGUCUGAAGAGGGCGCAUACAGAUGCACUCUGGGAAAUUUGACAUCCGACGGGAUUCUGAUCAUCUACCACAUGCCUGACUACCUGGUAGAGGGCGCUGUUAUCGGGGCAAUAUGUCUGCUCUUGUUCGUACUACUGACGGCUGGCAUUGUCAUAGCUUUCAUGAGACAGUACAGAGCAAGAAAGGCGAGACAAAACAAGAGAAGAGAGAAGGAUAUUAAAAACGGCUUUGUACCACACUAGCUCCAUCUGACAGAACAGCUAAUUUAUUUGUAUUAAUUUAACCAUUCAUUCCAGCAAAGUUCUGAGUUAUGAGGGAUGAUAGUUAGAUGUAGAUUGGCUACGGUUUACAACCAAGCUGUAACUCAAGAAACAUCACUCUCCUGUCUAUUGGCUAUCGUUUAUGGUCCCUGUAUUUACUAGCUCAAACACUUAUGUCUUUCUCCAGCUAAAGGCCUAUACAAUUUACCCCUUGAGCAAACUGCAUGUUUUAGUAAAUCACACUGUCAUACAGACAAUAUUUUGUCACACACCUGUUUCGGUAUAACAUAAGGGAAAUGCCAGAUCUAUGCUGCUAAAUCAGCCAUCAAGAAUACUAUGCUGUUGGUUUUUUUUUUUAAUUUAUUAUGGUGAUCAAAGUUAAUCCCAAAAAUCGUAUAGAAAGGAGGGGGCUGUAGGACAAUGGUAUAUCUGAAACCAGGCCUAAUGUUUAUAAUCCUAAUUGUAUCUGUAUAAUUUUAUUUUUGUUUUAUGAACAUUUUAUCUACUAACAAAUAUUUUAAUGAGUUUAACUUAUAAACUCAUAAUGGGGUUCAAAUGUCUUAUAAUCAUUAAAUGUAACUGUUUUUAAAGCUAUUUUUUAAAUAAUCACUUUUAAAGCCUGGAGCAAUGUCUCAGGUAAAGAGAUUUUACCAUAUAAAAUGUCCAGGAUAUAUCUUCAGAUCUUACAUAAAUAAAAAGUUUUAACAUGUAUUUGCUGGCAAAGAAAACCUUCAAUAGUUCAGGCUUGAGCUCAACUGUGAAACUAUGAUUGUAAUCAUCUUGAAAACUGCCUUUUAAAACUGUAAUUAUCAUCAUGUUGAAAACUGACUUUUAAAACAAUUGUCAUGGGAAAACUGCCUUUAAAACAUUAAUUAAAAAACAUUAAUUUAAAACAUUAAUUAUCAUCAUGUUAAAAACUGAUUUUUUAACUAUGAUUGUCAUUGUGUUGAAAACUGACUUUUUAAACUAUGAUUGUCAUCAUGUUGAAAACUGACUUUUUAAACCAUGAUUAUCGUGUUGAAAAAUUGUUUAGUCAACUUCUGGUUUUUAAGAUUUUUUAAACAAAUAAUUUAAAUAAGAAUGUAUUCCAUCUUUGUUAUUAUAAAAAUGCGUUGAAUGAUUUUAAACAAAUUAAAAUAUGAAUUUUU
Molecule: messenger RNA, 2405 nt
Organism: Physella acuta
Lineage: Eukaryota; Metazoa; Mollusca; Gastropoda; Physidae
Source: RefSeq, a predicted model, not a curated record